Messenger RNA from Alternaria postmessia, 1842 nucleotides. RefSeq lists its product as uncharacterized. The coding region runs from base 1 to 1842 and encodes 613 amino acids. The record is from RefSeq and is a predicted model, not a curated record. Lineage: Eukaryota; Fungi; Ascomycota; Dothideomycetes; Pleosporales; Pleosporaceae. The transcript is spliced from 2 exons.
AUGGUCAAAGCUCUAUUUGCUGGCAUCGUAAAAGCUCUGCAUUGGACUGCCGUAUUCUGGCUUACACAAGAAGUACAGUGGGAAGUUGUGCCUGUAAUCUGGGGCUAUGUCACAGCGUCAGCCGAUGCCUUUACUCCGGAUGCGACUACACCACUAGGGGGGUUUCAAACACUUGCCCGUACAACAAUCGCCAUUCUUAGUCUGUACCAAAUUGUUUGUUUCUUACCGAAGAGUUCCAAAGGGCGUCUCAUACUAUAUCUGUUCGCCAUCUGGCCGGCGCUGUCGCUUGUACGGCUGACUUCGACGGGGAGGCAAGUUCCUUCGCUGCCUGAAGCAGUAUGGCCGUAUGUGUCAACUGGCACUGUAACACCGAGCUCACUUCACCCUGUCGAAGAGCUUGCUCUGAAGGGUCGGAAGGAUUUCGCGCAUCUUCAGAAACGACAAUCUAAAACACUUCGUUCAGCCGAAAAGGAGUAUCGAAGAAGAAACUCACGCGAACCACCGCCGGGAUUUAAUAAGUGGUUUUUCUACGCCAAAGCCAACCAAUCUCCUCUGAUCGAUGACUUUGACAUGAUCAAUGAGGAUCUCAUGCCAUUCUGGAAGAUCGAACCUCGCCGUCUACGCGAAAAUAUCAAUAACGUCACUGAGCUCGACCAUCUUGCACUCCGUAAGUGCGCCUUUGCGGAUGGAGAAUAUAAUUCGGCAAGUGACCACUGGCUUGGGAAGGACCUCGGAGGGCUCUUUGAUGAAGUAUCGCGCAACAUUCCUGACGUUGUAUUUGCUCUCAAUUUAUUGGAUGAACCUAGGUUCAUCAUCACGCGACAAACGCUCGAUAAUGGCGGUACAUUACGUCCUUCAUUCGAAGAUGCAAAUCACAACUCCAUAUGGGAUAAAACCAAUGAUCUAUGUUGGGGUAAUCCUAGUGUUGAGGCGAAUCCCUUCAUCUCCAGUUAUGGCCUUCCUUUCGUCCAAGACAAAUCGCACGCUCGGGAAGUCUGCUCACAUCCCGAGUUCGAGAGUAUGCAUGGCUUCUUUUCCUCUCCCAUGACUGGUCUGACGACAGAAGCUCCAAUCCCCAUCCUUUCGCAAGCUGCGCCUUCUUCGUUUGGCGACAUUAUAUAUCCUAGUCCUUGGUAUACAGAUAAGGUAUAUCAAGGAGACUAUAAGGAGGUAGACGAUCCUGCUUGGGAAGCAAAGAAUGACAACCUAUACUGGGCUGGUAGCACAACUGGAAGCUAUAGCUGGAACAGCAGCUGGCAACAUUCCCACCGACAACGUUUCGUGAAGCUGGUUCAGGCCAUCGAUCACACCAGUCAUACGUUUCUCAAGCAAUCCAAACUAGGGCAAUGGAUACCAUACAGCGCGGUCAAGAAUCAAAGCAGUCUUUAUGACGUGAAAUUCACUGCUGUGCUCCAAUGCAAUGAGCAGGAUUGCAAAGACCAAAAAGAGUUCUUCAACCCUGGAGAUAUAGAGGAACAAAGUCAACAGCUACGAUCCCGCUUCGUGUUUGACAUCGACGGGAAUUCAUUUAGUGGGCGAUACUACACGCUGUUACAAUCGCGGAGCGUUGUGCUUAAGCAGACGAUCCUGCGAGAAUGGCAUGAUGAGCGCUUGAUACCAUGGGUGCAUUACAUCCCUGUCAGCCUCUCCAUGGACGAGCUGCCAGAAACUAUGCGAUAUCUAACGAGCCAUGAAGAUGGUAAAAGGAGAGCGAAGGAGAUAGCCGAUGCGGGUCGCGAGUGGCAUGGGAAGGCGCUUCGAAGAGAGGACUUUACCAUCUAUCUAUACCGCCUCAUGCUGGAACUGGCCCGAAUUAUGGACCCGAAUCGUGAAGUAGAAUAA